Molecule: messenger RNA, 666 nt
Organism: Daldinia caldariorum
Lineage: Eukaryota; Fungi; Ascomycota; Sordariomycetes; Xylariales; Hypoxylaceae
Product: GINS complex, Sld5 component
Exons: 3
Coding region: 1-666 (221 amino acids)
Biological process (GO): double-strand break repair via break-induced replication; DNA-templated DNA replication
Cellular component (GO): GINS complex
Source: RefSeq, a predicted model, not a curated record
AUGGAUAUCGACGACAUAUUACGAGAAGUCGAUCCUACAUUCGAUUCGAUCCCCGAAGACACACGCGACUUACAAGCCUUGACACGCGCCUGGGUCGCAGAAAGGUCCUCACCCGAGCUGCUCGAUUGGCCGAUCGACGGAUUGUUCGAACGUAUAAACGAGCGGAUUAAACAGCAGAUCGAGAAGAUCGAAGAAAUGACAGGAGAUAUGGAUCCUAAGACCAAUUUCGCCCUGAUAGUUAUACAAACCGAGCUUGAGAGGUAUAAAUAUUUGGUGCGGAGUUAUUUAAGAGCCCGUAUAGCUAAGAUCGACAAGCACACCCUGCACUACCUCUCCAACCCUGUAAUUCGGGCUCGUCUCUCACCGCCAGAACUUGCCUACGCAACUCGGCACCAGGCUUUGCUCCAUAACCACUACCUCUCCUCAUUCUUGUCGUCCUUCCCGGCGCCGUUGCAGAAUCUCAACGAUACUACUGGGAACAUUAGCAUGAUCGACAGCCCCGACUUGGAAACGGCUGUAUUCAUUCGCUUAUUAGGGGCUACGAGUGUUGAGGGAAGGGGAACCGAUGCGGAUGGUGAGAUAGAUGGCAACAACGGCGAUAUCGUUAUUCUACGAUGGUCGGACGCGAAGAAAUUGGUCGAUACGGGGGUAGCUGAGAUAGUAUGA